AUGUCUGCUCCUCAAGUCGUCCAGAGCAUUUCCAGCGGCCCUGCUGGUGGCUAUGUCAGAACCCAGCUUGCCACUCUGAGGAACAGAUUCCUCAAUACUGAGAAGAGAAAGCAGCGUGCAGCACUCGUCUCAACCUCCUUCGCCGCCCACCGUCCCGUCUGGAUCUCGGCAGGAGGCGCAGCGUACACGACUGCAGUUGCAGUGUUCUUAACGAUGAAAUUCAUGCGUCGGAUACCAGUUUAA
Aspergillus puulaauensis is the source of this 243-nucleotide messenger RNA. RefSeq lists its product as uncharacterized. The transcript is spliced from 2 exons. Lineage: Eukaryota; Fungi; Ascomycota; Eurotiomycetes; Eurotiales; Aspergillaceae. The record is from RefSeq and is a predicted model, not a curated record. The coding region runs from base 1 to 243 and encodes 80 amino acids.